This is a messenger RNA of Brassicogethes aeneus, 1503 nucleotides long. The record is from the annotation of a GenBank genome assembly. NCBI's taxonomy places the organism in Eukaryota, Metazoa, Arthropoda, Insecta, Coleoptera, Nitidulidae.
AUGAAAGCUUUUGUGUGCUUUGCUCUCUUGGCUGUAGUAGCUGUAGCUGCUGCUAAAGAUGAAAAACCAAAGGACCCCAAGAAACGUAAUGUUUUUGGUGGAUUUGGUGGAUACUCCACCGGAUUCUCCGGACUUAACGGUGGUCUCUUGAGCUCCGGCGCCGCUUUCGACAACAGCGCCGCUUACGGAUACUCCAGCUUGGGAUCCUUCGGAGGUGCUUCUGCCCUCAACGCCGGUUCCUUCAGCUCCGGAGCUGCUUUGGCCGAUUCUUCCUUGGCUUUGGGAGGUCACUCCUUGGGCUACUCUACCUACGGUGAUGCUGCCAUCAGCGGUGCCUCUUUGGCCGCUCCAGUAGUAUCCUCCGGAUUCGGCGCUGCCGCUCCAGUAGUAUCCACCGGAUUCGCUGCCUCUCCAAUUGAAUCAUCUGCUUACGACACCGCUUCUCUUGGACUCGGUUCCUUUGGUGGUGUGUCCACCUUAGGAGGAGUAUCCGCUUUGGGAGGAGUAUCCCACUUCGGUGGAAUCGCCGCUGCCCCAGCCGUUGAAUCUGUAGGACAUGUCCAAGUAGGCGCUCCCCUUCACCACGUAUACCAAGCUCAAGCCGGACAAAUCAUCGGCAGGAACUUGGGAGUCCAAGUACAAAACCACGUAGUCAAAACCGUCGUAGAAAAGGUAGCUGUGCCAGUACCACGUCCAGUAGCUGUACCACAGUACAGAACCGUCCAUGUACCAGCCCCAUACGCCGUCCACUCCCAAAAGAACGUCGCCGUACCAUACAAAGUAACCGUACCAGUUGCUGUAGAAAGGCCAGUUGCAUACCAAGUACCACACCCAGUCGCUGUCCCAUACAAAGUACCAACCCCAGUCGAAGUAUCCAGACCAUACCCAGUCAAAAUCACCAAGACUGUCACCGUCCCCGUUGAAAGACCAGUAUACAUCCGUGUACCAGAAGCCGUCAAAGUACCCGUCGCCCAACCCGUCCCAGUACCAGUAUCUCACCCAGUCAACAUUGCUGUCCCAGAACCAGUUAUCGUUAAAGUACCAGAAGCCAUCAAUGUAGGAAGCCGUGUACACACCCACACAGACUACAACAGCGCCGCUGGUUUGGCCGGAGUAGCCACCGGAUACGCCGGUCUUGGCUCUUUCUCCGCUGGACACUCUUUCGACAACGGUCUCGCUUACGGUUCCGGAAUCGCUUCCUCCGCUGAUUCAGGUCUCGCCUACUCAUCUGGAAUUAACUCUGGAUACACCUCUGGAAUCAACUCCGGUCUUGCCUAUGGAUCCGGACUUUCCUACACUUCUGGAAUCAACUCCGGUCUUGCCCAUGGAUCUGGUCUCGCCUACACUUCUGGAAUCGACUCCGGUCUUGCCCAUGGAUCUGGACACGCCUACACUUCUGGAAUCAACUCCGGUCUUGCCCAUGGAUCUGGACACGCAUACACUUCUGGAAUCAACUCUGGAUACACCUCUGGAAUCCACUCUGGAUUGUCCACUGUCUAUUAA